GACUGUUUUAUAAAAAGGUGCAACCAAAUGAGAUCUAUUCCUGUUUGCAAUAAAAAAAAUUUUGCUAUCAAGAAUUCUUCCUGAUUUAAGUGUGCUUUAAUUAUGAAAAAAUGUAUUUUGAGGAUAAAAUUCUAGCAGAUGGUACCUCGGCUUAAACAGAAAGACAUGCAUACUUAUACUUAGUUUUCGUAAGAGAUUCGUUUUGCAUUCUGCUAUCAUAUUUAACUUUCUUCUUCAGUCAUGGAAAUAAUGUCGCCAGUAUUAUUGCUGCUGUGAAAAACAAUCAUGUUUGUAGCGCGGGGAUAGCUUUUCAUUCACAAAUUGCUGGUAUGAGUAUUACAUUGGUUCCAUGAAUUAAAACAAAAAAAUAAGUUAUUGGUGAACUGAAAACUGAACGUUUAAACAAUUUAAAUAUGCGACGUUCAUAGUAAAGAGGCUUAUUUGUCAGGAGAUACAAGGAUAUUUUUAUGAAAAAAUAAUAUAAUCUAUUUUUUACAAUAUUCUUAUACAUAAUUCAUCCAGUUUUGAAAUCGCCAAAUUGAAUGCCAACUAUACAUGUCAUGUAUAAAUGUAAUAAAUGUUUAGUUCUUAUUGAACUUAUUUUAGUUCGAUUGUGUUGGAAGUGAAAGGUAAUUUAUAUGCAAACUUUCAAAUCCGUUUCUGAAAUAAACCAGCACUGAGCAAGGGAGUAAAGUUUGCUGCUAAAGAAACAAACGACUUACUUCUGUCAGAGUUUAAACCCACGCGACUUAGAUUUAGAUGCGUUAACCAGUCAGUUAUGAUGCCACAUGUUUUGAGGAAUAUAUAUAAUGAAACAAUAUAACAAUGAAUACAAAGCCACGGAUGUAGCAAGCUUACUUUCCGUCCUGAUAAAUUAUUAGUUUGUUUUAAUUUGAUAUAUUCUAAUAAUGAGCUAAAAUUAUUUCAAUUGUUUCAGUUUUGAAAGUGUUUGAAUUUAGUUAUAAUGAUCGUUUAAAACUAAGUCCAUACCCCUGGACAGCGUCUGAUGUUUUAUCUAGAGCACUCGUCUAUAAACUACAUGAUAUUGAAAUAUUAGUGUUGGCAUGGACAUUCAAGAAAACAUUUGAUAGAUUAGACUUAGCAACAAGGGAAGCAAUUAUUGGAGGAGUUAAAGAAGGUAGAAAUGGCAGAGGCAGAAUAUACGUUGUGGCGGCGGGACCAAUUGGCAAUGAGUUAACAAACAAUAUCAAUACAAUUACGGUAAAUGGCAUGUGUACAAAUGGCUCCAUUUCAACAAAGACGUACCGUGAUACUAGCGUCCUUACGUCAGGACUUUUUGUCGGUAACAGUCUCGCGUCGUCGUACAUGUUUACUACUACAAUCUACGAGGAAUGCAGUAUCGGGUUUAGUGGUGUAUCUGCAGCCACUUCACAAGUUGCCGCAAUCAUAGCAUUAGCCCUUCAAACAAAUCCGAAUUUAUCUACACGUAGUAUCCAGCAUCUACUAGUUAGAUCAAGCCAAGCUAAUGGUCUAGAGGAGUCGCAUAAUUUCAAGCCCAACGGAGCAGGAAGACGUUAUCAUCCAUAUUUCGGUUUCGGACUAUUGAAUGCAACAAAGAUGGUAGAACUAGCUAUGAAACAAGAUCACCCAUCUUAUCUGUUAUCUAAAAAAUUCGAGUUGGCUGAAAGAUCAUUCAAAAGUACAUUCAAAGAAAGAUUUUACUACUUUUGUAACAGAAAAAACGACUUUACAUGCAUUGAAGCAGUUGAACAUGUUGCUGUAACAUUGGACAUAAUGACGAAUGCAAAGCACUUAAGUUUAAGCGUGACCUCACCAUCGGAAACAAUUUCUUUAUUUUUAGAAAACUUUGAAGUAAGUUUAUUACAUGCUCAUGUUUUAUGUUAUGUUGUUAUGUUAUGUGUUGUUAUAUUUUUCUUGUCCUUCGGGUUCAUUGAUGCGAGCUCUAUUAAGUGUUGA
This is a messenger RNA of Ruditapes philippinarum (Manila clam), 1938 nucleotides long. RefSeq names its product neuroendocrine convertase 2-like. Gene Ontology annotation, cellular component: trans-Golgi network; Golgi membrane. Lineage: Eukaryota; Metazoa; Mollusca; Bivalvia; Venerida; Veneridae. The transcript has 6 exons. Gene Ontology annotation, biological process: protein processing. The record is from RefSeq and is a predicted model, not a curated record. The coding region runs from base 1231 to 1938 and encodes 235 amino acids. Gene Ontology annotation, molecular function: serine-type endopeptidase activity.